Messenger RNA from Trachemys scripta elegans, 1626 nucleotides. It is a transcript of the gene CHST4, whose product is annotated as carbohydrate sulfotransferase 4. The record is from RefSeq and is a predicted model, not a curated record. Bases 11 to 1165 code for a protein of 384 amino acids. Gene Ontology annotation, cellular component: Golgi membrane. Gene Ontology annotation, molecular function: N-acetylglucosamine 6-O-sulfotransferase activity. Gene Ontology annotation, biological process: carbohydrate metabolic process; N-acetylglucosamine metabolic process; keratan sulfate proteoglycan biosynthetic process. Lineage: Eukaryota; Metazoa; Chordata; Testudines; Emydidae. The transcript has a single exon.
CUUAGCCACCAUGCUGAAGUCAAACAAGACAAUAGUGAAAGUGGUCCUGGCAGUUCAGUCCAUUGUUUUCAUCUGCUUCCUCUCUCAUCUUCGCAGCAGCUAUUCCCCCCAGGAAGAGAAGCCAGCUCAGGUGCACAUCCUCAUUCUGUCCUCCUGGCGGUCAGGAUCUUCCUUCACUGGCCAGCUCUUCAGCCAGCACCCUGAUGUCUUCUACCUUAUGGAGCCUGCCUGGCAUGUGUGGAAAGCCAUGUACCAGAACAGGGCCAAAGCCUUACAGAUGGCAGCACGUGACCUCAUCAGGUCUGUCUUUCUGUGUGACAUGUCUGUGUUUGAUGCCUACAUGUCUACGCAGAGGAAUAAAUCUGAUUUAUUUCAGUGGGAGGCCAGCCGGGCCCUGUGCUCCCCCCCUGCAUGUGACCACUUCCAGCGCAACCACAUCAUUUCCAAAACCGCCUGCAAGACCCUCUGCAGCAGGUACCCAUUCAGCAAGGUGGAGGAGGCUUGCAAGACCUAUAGCCACAUUAUCCUCAAGGAGGUCCGGUUCUUUGAUCUGACAGUUCUCUAUCCCCUUCUCACCGACCCCUCCCUGAAUCUCAAAAUCAUUCACUUGGUUCGCGACCCCAGGGCUGUGUUCCACUCUCGUGAGAAAACAGUGGCUGCUCUGAUGCACGAUAGUAACAUUGUGGUGGGGCCCCAGAAGAACCAAGGGGAGAGGGGGCCCUACAACGUGAUGCAGGAAAUCUGUAAAAGUCACAUCCGGAUUUACACUGAAGGCAGCCAGGCCCUUCCCAGCUUCCUCAAAGGCCGCUACAUGCUGGUGCGCUAUGAAGAUAUUGUCAACGAUCCCCUGGCAAAGGCUGCACAGAUGUAUAAGUUUGCAGAGCUCCAUCUCAUACCCAAACUUCAGGUGUGGCUGUAUAAUAUCACUCAUGGGAAAGGCCUGGGGAUGCAGGCCUUUGACAUCGGCUCCAGAGAUGCAGUGAAUGUAUCCCAGGCCUGGAGGAAGAACCUGUCCUUCCAGAAAAUAGCAAAGUUGCAAAAUGUGUGCAAGGAUGCCAUGGACCUAUUGGGUUAUCGACUAGUGAUGUCCGAGGAAGAACAGAAAGAUAUGGCACUGAACCUGUUAUUUACCCAGGGCCUUCCACCCAGUGACACAGGGAGCUGAAUGCCGAAAAUUUGCCUCCUGUUUGUCAGCUGAAGGCUGCAGAAUUCAGAACUGUAUGCACAAGUGAAAAUGUGUGUGUGUGCGUGCAUGCACAUAUGUGUACAGAGUGAUAAUAGCAGUUGAGAGGGAACAGAACAUCCAAGUAACAGUACCCAAAAGAGUCAGAAAUCUCCCAGAAGGCCAAUUUAAUUAAACACCAAUAAAACCACAAUUAGCAGGUGUAUUCCUGGAGACCAAGAGGCACAGUGAGUGUCAGACACUCAGGCCCCUACCUGUACAAAUUCCAUGUAAAUUCCAGAGCUUAUGCAUUUUUACCUAAGGAUUUAGUGGAUUUUCCAGCACUUGAAGUUUUUAAAUCAAGCUUAGUGUCUUUUUAGAAGAGAUGCUCUAGCUCAAUCAUAAAUUAUGGGUUUGUUGCAGGAAUCACUUGAUGAAAUUUUCUGUCCUGUAUUAUGCAGGAG